Molecule: messenger RNA, 1825 nt
Organism: Scomber japonicus (chub mackerel)
Lineage: Eukaryota; Metazoa; Chordata; Actinopteri; Scombriformes; Scombridae
Exons: 2
Coding region: 1-474 (157 amino acids)
Source: RefSeq, a predicted model, not a curated record
AUGGUGCAGGGUGCUUCAGUUAAUCUAACAUCUAGUCCUUGUCCUGUUUGGCCCCCUUCAGAUGUUGCUGUGCCAAAAAGGAAACAGCUUGGGGCCAACCAGGUGCCUCCAUCUGGUGAGCAGCGUCCACCCUCUCCUCCCGGGCCGCCUCCAUCAGCUCUCGGAGACGCCCAGCAGGCUGGGUCAGAAGUCCAACCCAGCCAGGACAUCAGCCCUGCCGUGGCAGCCGCUUUGCUCCAGCUCAUCUCUCAGCAAGACUCUGAACCUGGGGCCUCUCAGCGCAGCAAAAACCCCUCUCCGUCUGUGGACACUCCAGCCCGGGGACAGCCCCCUCCACCCUGGGUUGCAGACUCUCCGCCUAAGUCUUCAGCUGCAGCUGAGGCUCCAGCAGGACUGGUGACUGCUGCUCCUGCCUCCGCAGUACAGUUCCCCAAGGACCAAGACCUACGCUUUUCCCACGGAGCUGCCCGCUGAACCCCUCGAUCCCCUGGUGAGACAGACCCGGGUAUCGUAGGACAGCUCCAGCAAUCCUCGCCUGAAGGGAAAAGGCAGACGGAGAAUGCAGAGGCACUUCCACAGAUUAUGACUAACUGGACCAUAAGCAGGUAGUGAAAGUUGAAUCAAAGAUUUUGAAAAUGAAUGUCACUUUGUGAUGGACUGAAAAGAAAGAGAUUAAGGGCUUUUUCAGGUAUGGUCAUGAACAUCACUACUCUCAACAAGCCGUAACGUGUUGCUUUGGUGGCAGUGUUAAGACUCUGGUCGGUCUGACCUUAAACAAGACAGUCAACACCUGCAUUCCCUUACUCUUUCCUGUCCUCCGAAGGCCCUUGACUUGAAUGAAGGUUGGCUUCCAAAUUGAGCACCAUGCAACUGGCACUCAACUUUGAAAGCAGCUGUGAUUUGUCUUCUUUUUUUUUUCCCUCCCCAAAACAAAUGAUUGUCAUGUCCACUGCAGUGCCCACUUCUAACAAGGUUAUCAGUGUUUUGGAAAAUCAAAUCCUCCACUCUGUGAUGAAAAGCCCUGGAAGAUAUGGCGAAGCUAAGGUAGAUAGAUUUGAGGCACUGAUAAGAACACUGUUGAACUGUAAGUUUCCUGAUGAACUUUAAACGCUGGUUAACUCCCCUGUUUUCAGCCUUAUGCCUCCUUGUGACCCCAGCGACCCCUGAAUGAUCUCUUAAGUGGGGGAAGUGUAGGUAAAGUUUCUGCUUUGGAUGGCAGGGUUGUUUUUCUUUGUUUUCUUUUUAAUUUUACACAAAGGAGGUUCCAUAUUAUAUUAUCAGUCAACAAUCCACCUGAACUGCGAUGUGUUCUCUGCCCACUUGAAGAUUUUACUUCCUUUACAUACAGUACAGUAAUCCUCUGUGUAGUAUCAAGCCUAAGCCUGUAGUGCUCAUGUUCCUGUCUCUCAAAUAUGGAUUAAACCACCACAUAAUGACCCAACUGCUCCAUAAUACACGCUACUCUGCUAGUUGAAGUAUACAUACACACAUAUACACACACAUACACAAAGAAACAAGACUUUUCCGGCUAUUCCUGGUGGGCUAUGAAAGCCUCAUCUAACAUGUCUACCCCCCCACCCCUCCGCCUUCCUGCCGACUUGUGCAACAAAAGCUUUUUUUCUUUUUUUGGUGCAGUUAUUUUCUACAUAAAGAAAAUGAUACACGCUUAAAAAAAAAAAAAUUGAUGGUCCAUGAUUCUGUUUCCAUUCUUUUUUUUUCUUUGGAAAAGAAAAGGGAGGAGAAAAUAGUUUCACGUGUCUGUAAAAAGAAAAGAAUAUUUUGUAAUAUGUGUUUUCUCGGUUCAGUUUAUUAAAGGAAGUUAUGC